Myxocyprinus asiaticus (Chinese sucker) is the source of this 1735-nucleotide messenger RNA. Its product is annotated as protein arginine N-methyltransferase 8-B-like. Gene Ontology annotation, biological process: peptidyl-arginine methylation. Gene Ontology annotation, molecular function: protein-arginine N-methyltransferase activity. The record is from RefSeq and is a predicted model, not a curated record. Bases 512 to 1735 code for a protein of 407 amino acids. Gene Ontology annotation, cellular component: plasma membrane. The transcript has 10 exons. Lineage: Eukaryota; Metazoa; Chordata; Actinopteri; Cypriniformes; Catostomidae.
ACACUCAUUAGCAUCUCCGAUAUGUGUAGCAACAUCUCUGAGACACUUUUAUAUUCGUGAGAGAAUUUCAUCAGUGAUCGACGAUUGAGAUUUGAGAGGGACUAUUUCAGAGCAGGAAACACAACCGGCGACAAUGAGAGGGACCUCUAGAUGAUCUCUGAAAGGUCACUUGUAGACUUUAUAUUCCAGCUCCGAAGGAUGGAGACGAACGACAAACCCUUUAAUUGAUCAGUUCAUGUGUAAAUCUCCCGUUACUCAAGUCAUGGAACCGCAUAAGACAGACUUUCUAUAAUAAGUGCAUGAUAUUGUUCACGCGUUAUGGAGAGUUCGCAAUGCGCUCCUGUGAGGAGCUUUAGCACCAUGGAUUCAGGAGGGCUUUCAACCAGUUUCAUGGGUCGUUUAUUAAACUUGGUCAGUAAACGACUGCAGUUUCUUAAGACAUUUUGAAGAGGGUUUUCCUCUUCUUAUCUUUAAUUUCUCGCACUAUCCGGAGCAGAUCUCGUCGGCUCUUAUGGGAAUGAAACACUCCUCUCGAUGUUUGCUCCUCAGGAGAAAAAUGACUGAUACAGAGAACACUGAGCAAGAGCCUCUGAGUGCAGCCCCAUCCCAGUCCGUCCAGCCGUCCCCCCUGCCCAAACCAGUGUCAUCGGUCCAUUAUACACAGCGGCCCACACACUCAUCACACACGCCUCACUCAGCCACCUUACCCAGCUGCCCUGGCAGAGGAAAGAUGUCCAAGUUCCUCAACCCAGACGAGAUGACCUCCAAGGAUUACUACUUUGACUCCUACGCACACUUCGGCAUUCAUGAGGAGAUGUUAAAGGAUGAAGUGCGGACAUUGACAUACAGGAACUCCAUGUACCACAACAAACACAUCUUCAAAGACAAGAUCGUGCUGGAUGUGGGCAGUGGAACUGGCAUCCUCUCUAUGUUUGCUGCCAAGGCCGGAGCCAAGCACGUGUACGGGAUCGAAUGCUCCAGCAUAUCAGAAUACUCAGAGAAAAUCAUCAAGGCCAAUCAUCUGGACAGUGUUAUUACCAUCUUUAAGGGGAAAGUGGAGGAGACGGAGCUGCCAGUAGAUCAGGUGGACAUCAUCAUCUCUGAGUGGAUGGGCUACUGUCUUUUCUAUGAGUCCAUGCUCAACACUGUCAUCUACGCCAGAGAUAAGUGGCUGAAACCUGGAGGUCUGAUGUUCCCAGACCGAGCUGCCCUUUAUGUGGUGGCGAUUGAAGACCGACAGUACAAGGACUUCAAGAUUCACUGGUGGGAGAACGUUUAUGGCUUUGACAUGACGUGUAUCCGGAACGUUGCUAUGAAAGAACCACUGGUGGAUAUUGUGGACCCAAAACAAGUGGUGUCCAACACCUGCCUGAUCAAGGAAGUGGAUAUCUACACAGUGAAGCCAGAGGAACUGUCCUUCACCUCCUCAUUCUGCUUACAGAUCCAGAGGAAUGACUAUGUCCAUGCUUUGGUCACCUACUUCAACAUUGAGUUCACCAAGUGUCAUAAAAAGACCGGCUUCUCCACAGCUCCAGAUGCUCCGUUCACACACUGGAAGCAGACCGUGUUUUAUCUGGAGGAGUAUCUGACUGUGAAGAGAGGAGAAGAGAUCGUGGGCACCGUCUCCAUGAAGCCCAAUGAGAAGAACACACGUGAUCUGGAUUUUACCUUUGAGCUGGAUUUUAAAGGUCAGCUGUGCGAGACGGCCAUCGCUCAUGACUAUAAGAUGCGUUAA